Molecule: messenger RNA, 3277 nt
Organism: Manihot esculenta (cassava)
Lineage: Eukaryota; Viridiplantae; Streptophyta; Magnoliopsida; Malpighiales; Euphorbiaceae
Product: meiosis-specific protein ASY1
Exons: 22
Coding region: 654-2510 (618 amino acids)
Molecular function (GO): phosphoprotein phosphatase activity
Source: RefSeq, a predicted model, not a curated record
CGUAUUUUCAUCUCUUUAAAUUUCAUAUUAUAAAAUAAUUUAGUUUAUGUGAUUAAAGUGUGAUAUUUACUUGCUGAUUAUUUACUAUUUAAAAGUUGAAAGGUAAGUAAAAUGAAGUUAAAGUAAAGGGCAUGAAAUGAUUUUAUGUGAAAAAGGGAGAAAAUACACACAACCAUAUUUAAAUUAUUAGAAUUAAAAUCAUUUAGAUAAAAUUUGUUUUCAGCACCAGUCAUCCUCAAGUAAUUUGCUUGGAGGAAAGGCUGAAAUGUGCAUGAAGGAAAGAUCCAUAAAUUUAGAUGAAAAACCACUCCAUGGAAGGUUUAACCACCCAUUGGACAUGUACAUGUCUAACUACCAAUUUUUCUAUGACCAAAUUACCCCAAUGUUGACGAUUAACAUCCAACUUUUUCCACAUGCGAUUUAUUUUGUGUGCCUCAGUUAACCACGAUUAAGGACGGUAAGCGGGUAACUGCUUAACCGCGGUUAAGUUAUCCUAACGGCCUUCAUAUACCCCAAGUUGAAAUUCCCUCCCCUCUCGCGCCAUUCUCCAUCAUUUUUUUUCCGAUUCAAAUUUUCUGAACCAAACACUCUCUACUUAGCUUUUGCUCUCUCCCUUUCCAAAAUUAUCAUCUGUCUCUAGGAACUCCACAGCCAUGGUUGUAGCACAGAGGGUUAAAGAAACGGAGAUCACCGAGCAGGACUCUCUUCUUCUGACAAGGAACCUUCUCCGUAUUGCCAUAUUCAAUAUUAGUUACAUCAGAGGUCUCUUUCCAGAGAAGUAUUUCAAUGAUAAGUCUGUUCCCGCUUUAGAGAUGAAGAUCAAGAAGUUGAUGCCUAUGGAUGCAGAGUCUCGUAGACUGAUUGAUUGGAUGGAGAAAGGUGUUUAUGAUGCAUUACAGAAGAAGUACUUGAAGACGCUUUUGUUCUCCGUUUGUGAGGGAAUGGAAGGCCCAAUGAUUGAGGAAUAUGCGUUUUCCUUCGGUUAUUCUAAUUCUGACAGUCAAGAUGUUUCAAUGAAUAUCAAUCGCACUGGAAACAAGAAACAGGGAGGCACAUUCAAAUGUAACUCCACAACAGAGGUCACUCCCAAUCAGAUGAGGAGUUCAGCAUGUAAAAUGAUCCGUACACUGGUUCAGUUGAUGAGAACUCUGGAUAGGAUGCCUGAAGAGCGCACAAUACUGAUGAAACUACUCUACUAUGACGAUGUGACGCCAGCAGAUUAUGAACCUCCGUUCUUCAGGAGCUGCACAGAAGAGGAGGCCAAUAACCCUUGGACCAAAAGCCCUCUCAAAAUGGAGGUUGGGAACGUCAACAGCAAGCAUUUUGUACUUGCUCUCAAAGUAAGGAGCGUACUUGAUCCUUGCGAUGAUGAAAAUGAUGAUAUGGAAGAGGAUGAAGUGAGCUUAGGAGCUGAUUCUCUACAGAAGGACAAUUCUUCUGAAUCUGACAGUGAGGUUGACCAAUCACAAGAAAACCAAUAUGUAGUUGCACCAGUGGAAAAGGGACGACCAGAGGAAGACAAUGACACGGUUCAUGAAGACGACACUCAGGAUCCAGAUGAGGAUGAACAGCAAUUGGCUAGGGUGAAAGACUGGAUCGCUAGCCAUCACCUCGAUACUAUUGGGCUUAAUGACGUUCUCUCCAAUUUCCCAGAUAUCUCAGUAGUUUUGACUGAAGAAAUUAUGGACAAGCUUGUAAAAGAAGGCUUUUUAUCAAAAACUGGAACAGACACCUACGCCAAAGACAAGCAGAAGAAAUCCGACUUUGAGUUCAAUUUAGUGAAAGAGGAAAUGGAGGGCCCAGCAGUUUCAAUUGAUAACAAAGCUCCCCGGAUCGAUGACCACAUGUACAUGAGGGCUUUAUAUCAUUCUCUUCCUCUGAAAUAUGUGACAGUGGCAAAGCUUCAGACCCAGCUAGAUGGAGAGGCCAAUCAGACAACUGUCCGCAAAUUAAUUGAGAAAAUGACCCGAGACGGUUUCCUUGAGGCUAAAGGCAGCCGUAGGCUGGGCAAGCGCGUUAUUCAUUCAAGUCAAACUGAGAAAAAGCUUAUAGAAGUCAAGAAAGCUUUGGACAAUAAUGUUAUGGAUGUAGAUAACAAUCAACAAAGUAUCAAGUCCAGCCAUCUAGAAUUCCAGAAAAUAGGGAACAACCACAGGGAUAACUCAACCUGUGGUGUCCUCCAUUCAAUAGGAUCAGAUCUUACACGCAUGAGGGUUAGAUCCGACAUUAAUCAAAAUGAAUCAAGCAUGAGUGAGCAGACUAUCUCAAGGACAAAGGAAGUUGGCAACACUCCCACAAGCAGAGCAGAGAACGCACAGCCAGUUGCUUCAAGAGAGAGUUUCGCUCCAGGAAAUGAAAAUGGCAGAGCAAAUGGAACCACAAAUUACUGUGAUGAGGCAGACACAGUCAUCUGCAGCAGAUCUACUCAAGACAAAAGAACUAGGAAAACAAGCACGGUUAAGGAGCCAAUUAUUCAGUACGUGAAGCGCCAGAGAUCUCAAGCCGUUUGAGAGCUUCCGGAGCUCAAUUUCAUGGAGUUUCCUCUUAUUUUGAAUAGAAAGAAGUAGCUUUUUCUAGAGGUCUUACAGGAAGCAAGCAUAACAAUUUACAGUUUACACAUAUCUACAACUGCUAACAUGAUAUGGGAUAAUAUCACGAGCAGAGAAAAGUAAAUUUGAUAUCAUUUUACUUCCUAAAUACAUCGAUCGAUUCUACACACCACACUGGUACUUCCUGGUUUUUGCUUUGCAGUUUUUUUUAGUACUGUAAUAAUAUGGUAUAUCAGGAAUCACCUUUAAUAUCUCUAAUCUCAGAUUUUUCAAGUUUUCUUAUUAUUAAGUUUUGCGGUUGAGAUAACACUAGACAUCCUCAAGGAGAAAGAGAUGCAAUAAAGUUCAUCUGAAAAAAGGAUUAUUAUGAAAGGAGCUAUUCUGAAUGAACUUUUUGUUUAAGCUAUGAACAGUUUGAUUACAAGAUCUUCGAACCCAAGAGAAGUGGAUUUCUAUAAAGGAUUCUUUUUGCAUAUUAUAUAAAGGGUGUAAGUAUUUUCCAUAAGAAUAAACCGCAAAUGGUUCCAUAGAGUUGUCUUAGAUCAGUUCAAAACAAAAACUGUUAUUUUAGAGGUACUUUGGUUUGCAUUUUGCCAACUUAAAUCCACUUCCCCUAAAAUAAAUAGUAAGCUAGGAAACCCAAAUAGAAGGAAUCCAUUGUUUUGCCCUCUGGACCAAGGGAAAUGCAACUUACAAACCUAAGUGAAACUUUACUUUUAUUUUCUCCU